Molecule: messenger RNA, 447 nt
Organism: Phycomyces blakesleeanus NRRL 1555(-)
Lineage: Eukaryota; Fungi; Mucoromycota; Mucoromycetes; Mucorales; Phycomycetaceae
Exons: 3
Coding region: 1-447 (148 amino acids)
Source: RefSeq, a predicted model, not a curated record
AUGUCUAAUAACAAUUUAAUAAAUUUAUAUAAUAUUGUAUUGUCUUCUGAAGUAGUAGAUAUGAUAAAUGAAAAUGCCAGUAACAUUGUGAAUGACAAUUCUGAAAACAUGAUGAAUGACAACACAAGCAACAUGGAUUCUGAGCCUGAGAGCAAUGUUUUUGAGAUUCAUGAAGAUAAUUAUAUAAUUUUAUUGUGUUGUAUAAGAAAUUGUAAACCUAACUAUCAUUCCGGUGGUGUCAUCUUCAUCAAAUUUUUCAAUGAGGUGCUGGCACAUUUUGGUCAAUCAUUCCAUCUGCCAUUGAGUCUGCCCAGCUUGUAUUCUAUGACAGGGUUCAAUACAUUUACAGAAGAUAUACAACACUUUGUGGCAUGUGGUGAAUGCCAUAAGAUACUUUCUGAGUCUGAGCCUGUUCCACAGUGUUGCAAUUUUAGAAAACUAUCUUGA